Molecule: messenger RNA, 1491 nt
Organism: Perkinsus marinus ATCC 50983
Lineage: Eukaryota; Perkinsozoa; Perkinsida; Perkinsidae
Exons: 11
Coding region: 1-1491 (496 amino acids)
Cellular component (GO): nucleus
Molecular function (GO): RNA binding
Source: RefSeq, a predicted model, not a curated record
AUGUUUACUUCCGAUCAGCUCUCUGCUACAAAAGGGCAGAAACCAACAUCUGAUGAAGUUGCAGUAGAACCGGGAUGCCCAGCGGCCUCAUCGGAUACACGAGACUCUCAGUGGAGGGCCUUGCCGGAGGUUGGCCCUGAUGAAAAUGUCGAGAUCGCUAGACAAUUUGUAGAAUUUAUGACUAAUAUCAAUGAAGCUGAUAACGGUUAUUAUGCAACGCCAGAAGCAGCUACUAUCGACGGUGUUCAGCGGCCGCCUCCUCCUCCUUACGGUGGGGACUCUACCAUGAAUCAGCAUGGUAUUGAGGACUUCCUGGGGGGAGGAGAUGCUGAGAGGUUGGGUUAUCCACUCUCGAUGUGUGUGCAAGGAGAUGAGUAUUGCUUUCAGUUGUCAGAGGAUGAUCUGCGCAAGGUGUUUGGAAGAUAUGGUGAAGUCCGGCUCAUUGAAGUUACUGGUCCCGGUAGAGAUGUUGCUCAUGUCUAUUAUGAACAGUUGGCUGAUGCACAGAAUGCUAUACAGGACCUUAACGAUAAGGUUCUAAAAGGAGUUCAGGGAGUUCUUCGGGUGGUAUGGGGCCUAUACCACGCUCCGUCCAAUUUUACUAGGGCUAAUCUCAUCAUCACCAAUCAUGAACAAUCGCAAUCCUCUGUUGUUGGUGAAGAGGAUGAUGAUGGUAGAAGUGGCAGAGAGGAGCCGUCCUCAAAUAAAGGGAGUCUGCUGGGCACCGAUCAUGGAAGCUGUUAUGAUGAUGCUACUCUCAACCAGCUUUUAUCUGAGCUUCGUAAAGGAUCAUCGCCGCUGAGUAGUGAGGAGCUGACGAAGGACCUGAGAGAUGUUCCCUCUACUGCUACUGCAUCAGCGGUAUCAUCGAGGAGAGCUUCGGAGGGUAUCAUUGGAUCGCCGCACUUACAAGGAGCGGAGGAACCUCAUGGUGAUGAGGAGGAGAAGGAUGCAGAUGAGACGGCGGUUGGAGUUCGGGCGCAAAAAGAAGUGUUGCCGUCCACAUCGGAGCCAAUGAGGAGUGGGUCAAUAAGGAAGUACACGUGUAGGUUUGAUAUAGGCAUUGAUAAUGAUAGGGAGUUCCAGGUUGCUCGAAGGAUCAUAGGGAAUAAAGGAAGUAAUAUGAAGAGGAUAGUCGGAUUGUCUAAUGCCAAGUUACGUUUGAGAGGUCAGGGAUCAGGAUAUCUGGAAGGAGCCAUAAGACAGGAGUCCCCCGAUCCACUUCAUCUUUGUAUAAGUUGUAUUACCAGGAAUGGUUACUUGGCCGCUGUGGAGGAGACUAAAACCCUUUUAAGACGGGUAUAUGCUGAGUGGAGGAAUUUCCAAAUUAAUAAAGGAAGAGGAGAUCCUGGCAUGAUGGAAAUUCAGAUGAAGGAACAUUUCCUUACUGGGUCAUCGUCAUCAUCAUCAUCAGCUGCUGCUGCUCUGUCACACAGCACCCAGGGAGCGAUUUUUGUCAUCACGAAGUUCCUCAACCAAUACUGCUACUAA